CUUGAUGCCCCAACAGUUCUCGCUUCCGACCCUUUAGACUUCACCACACCAAUCGACUCCUAAUCAGCACUAAUUUCAGCAUCCCAGCUUCACGCUUAUCGAUAUCAGCGGACUCGUUGCAGGAAUCAGGGAGAUACUUGGGCGGGCCGACUUCACCACUUGCUGCAGUGCGAAUACAGAGAGCGGUACUUACCGAUCCUGGCUUGUAUCGCUCUCUUAGUUGACGGGACAUGAGCUGAUGGUCAUCGAAGCAGUUGGCCGAAGCGCUGAACCAGUAAAAUCCCAAUAUUCGCUGGUACAAACUUGGGGAUUCAGGCAACCUCAAAUACCGGACUCACCACGUCACUCACAUUCAGCGGAGCAAGGUCAAUACAGUGGGAAUCCUCAGGUACAAAGCCUCGAGCUCGAGAAGUCGAACCUACUAGUCCCUGGUUUCCGCCAGUUACCGAACACUGUCAAGGCAAGGAAAGAUCAUCGACCUAGCUUAGGCACACGUAUCUACAAACAGCAGGGCCAACUGUCAAGUGCUUGGCGUGUCACUGCCGCUGUUCCCCCUGAGAGUCAGACCUGUUCCUUGAAUUGUGGUUGAUACUUUAUGCCGUGACACUGGUGGAACUACGGUAAAAGUGUCGACAUCGCAACACCAACGAGGGUGGAUUUCGGAAUGCUUACGCCCACCAAACGUCCACUACCAGUGCCCGGAGGAUCCGAAAUUAUUAUUAGGAUUUUAAAUCCUUCUUUGUUGGAUACCGCCUACUAUACUUUACAGUAUGUACGCCGGCGCAUGUCGAGUGUGGCCGUUCCGGAAGUCAUUAGUCACUUGUGGAAGCAAAAUUCCUGCA
Messenger RNA from Marasmius oreades (fairy-ring Marasmius), 842 nucleotides. RefSeq lists its product as uncharacterized. NCBI's taxonomy places the organism in Eukaryota, Fungi, Basidiomycota, Agaricomycetes, Agaricales, Marasmiaceae. The coding region runs from base 239 to 589 and encodes 116 amino acids. The transcript is spliced from 6 exons. The record is from RefSeq and is a predicted model, not a curated record.